CCACACCAAUAUAUCAACUCACACAUCCUCUUUUCUCUCACUAUCAAAAGUCAGCGCCUUCAUUUGUCUUCAUCUUCUUCUCACCAUGGAUGUUGAUUGGGACCUUCAGGCGGUGGUCAGAGGUUGUUGCUCCGCCGUACCCUCCGCCACCACCACCACCACCACCGCCACCCCUCCCACUGGGCCGCCGGAUGGUUGUACUCAACAAAAGUCAACCUUUGAUGGAGAAAACAAUAUUAACCUUUUGACUUUUUCCCCAGAUCUAUUUCAACCAAGAAGUGAAACCAGUAUAGAACAGUUUAUGAAUGAUCUUUACAAUUGCAACCCUCUUCAGUUUACAAAUCUACAAAAACAACCACCACCUCAAAGCUUCUCUUUUCUUGGAGGAAAUCAAGAUCCACCAUACCACCACCAGAACUACUACCACCACCAGCAGCAGCAAGAGAAACAGUUUCAGGUAAAGCAGCAAUCUUUGGGCAUUUCUAGGUGUACAACUACUCAUGCACAGGGUGCAACAAAGAUCAAGAAAAGGAAAAAUCAGAUUAAAAAGGUUUGCCAAGUGCCAGCUGAAGGAUCACCUCCUGAUUUAUGGUCAUGGAGAAAAUACGGUCAAAAACCCAUCAAAGGAUCUCCAUACCCAAGGGGAUAUUAUAAAUGUAGCACUUUAAAGGGUUGUUCGGCCCGAAAACAAGUGGAGCGAAACAGAUCCGACCCGGGCAUGUUAAUCAUAACCUACACCGGCGAACAUACCCACCCCGUUCCAACCCAAGUUAACUCUUUAACCGGUAGCACCCGCAACAAAACCACCAACUCCGGCGACGAUGACACCGGAAACAAGCCCACACUCUCACCGGAAAAUUCUCCAGCGAUUAGCUUACCUCCGGUGACGGAGAAAAUGGAUGAUACUGAUGAUGAUAUUAACUUCGAUGGGUUGGAUGAUCUUGUUGGUUCGGAUGUCGGAGAUAUGUUUUCCGAUCACCGUGCUACGGCAACCGCAGCUCCGCCGUUAAUAAUAUUGCCACAACAGCUGCUGCUGCCGGUGGGAGUUGACUUUUAACCGUUUGACCUUUUUUUUUAUUUUGCUGACAUGUAAGAAGUUAUGAUAUUAGCAUUGGUAAAGAUGGUAUUUUUGUUUUUUUGGGAGACAUGAGCCGGUUGGUAAAGUGAUGUAGGCUUUUGUCAAAGAUGGUGUUUAAAGCUUUUGUUGGUGUACAUUGUGCAUUAUUUGUUGUACAUGUUUUGGGGUGGUGAAUUGCUACUUUUGGUAAA
This is a messenger RNA of Helianthus annuus (common sunflower), 1269 nucleotides long. Its product is annotated as WRKY transcription factor 22. Gene Ontology annotation, biological process: regulation of DNA-templated transcription. NCBI's taxonomy places the organism in Eukaryota, Viridiplantae, Streptophyta, Magnoliopsida, Asterales, Asteraceae. Gene Ontology annotation, cellular component: nucleus. Gene Ontology annotation, molecular function: DNA-binding transcription factor activity; transcription cis-regulatory region binding. The transcript has 3 exons. Bases 86 to 1057 code for a protein of 323 amino acids. The record is from RefSeq and is a predicted model, not a curated record.